Dichomitus squalens LYAD-421 SS1 is the source of this 309-nucleotide messenger RNA. RefSeq lists its product as uncharacterized. The record is from RefSeq and is a predicted model, not a curated record. Lineage: Eukaryota; Fungi; Basidiomycota; Agaricomycetes; Polyporales; Polyporaceae. Bases 1 to 309 code for a protein of 102 amino acids. The transcript has 2 exons.
AUGGAAUUCGCUAUCCGCCUGGACGCGUACAACAACAUUGAGCCGGUGCUCUACGAUGCCCUGGUUUCCCGGAUCACGUAUGAGGGUGAGGUUGACAUCUGGAACACUGCACAGACCCGAUGGUGUCGGCUUCCGAGGGAAGCGUCCUGGGACCUCAGUCCGAACUAUACAAGUGUAUGCGUGAGGGCGACCCAAGGAGCAGGCUUCACACCGGGACUAGGAUGGGAGAUUUCCCGGUUGGAGGAACAGCAUGGUAGCGCGAGGAAGGACGUCGGUGUCGACGCUCCGGAGCCAUCUUUGUCCAAAUAA